GCAACGAUGGCUUUUGCGAAAUGUUCGGCUACUCCAGGGUAGAGAUCAUGCAGAAACCGGGCACCUGUGACUUUCUGACCGGACCAGCCACACCGGAGAGUGCAAUGGCACAGCUGGCACAAGCCCUACUUGGAUCAGAGGAGAUGAAAGUAGAACUGCUGUAUUACAGGAAGGAUGGCUCCUCCCUGCCGUGUCUGGUGGAUGUUGUCCCUGUGAAGAACGAGGACGGGGCUGUUGCCAUGUUCAUCAUGAACUUCGAGGAGCUGAAAGGCACUGCCCACAGGUCGGGAAGAGGGAACACAAACCACAGGCUGACCCAGGACUGGUUCCGUUCCAGUCGUGGUAAGAGUUUUAAGCUAAAGCUUCCAUCUCUUCGUACGAUGACCUUAAGUCAACAGUCUCUGGCCAAGGAGGGUUUUGAUGCAGUGAUGGAUGACCAGUCUGACCGGGAUUCCUUAGCCAUGAAGGAUUUCCGAGGCCCUUUGAGUGAGAAUCCCAUGCAGCCUGAACAGGAAGCACUGAUUGAACUGUGCGAUAAAUCAGCCAUCCAGACUGUCCCUGAACCCGUAGGCAACUCCCCCCCCACCAAGGAACAGGAGCGGUGGGAAUCACAUCUCCAUUGCACCAACAACAAACUGAUCCAUGCCCAAUCCCAGGACAGUUUCCACAGCAUCAGACGAGCCUCUUCCGUGGACAACAUUGAGCAGAUGAGAAGUAAAUUUGAGAAGAAGCUCAGGGAGAAAAGAAUAAAUUCAGGGGGCUCGAAAAGCUUGAAGCCACACCUCCUGAACUCCACGUCGGACUCAGAUUUGAUGAAGUAUCGCGCCAUCAGCAGGAUCCCACAGAUUACCCUCAACUUCGUGGAUUUUAACCCUGAUGUCAUCCUGACACCGUCACCCACCGAGAUCGAGAUCAUCGCACCCAGCAAAGUGAAAGAGAGAACUCAGAAUGUCACGGAGAAAGUCACACAGGUCCUCUCACUUGGAGCUGAUGUGCUUCCUGAGUACAAGCUGCAGGCCCCUCGCAUUCAUAAGUGGACAAUUCUGCACUAUAGCCCGUUCAAGGCGGUUUGGGACUGGCUCAUCCUCCUGUUGGUCAUACACACUGCCAUCUUCACCCCUUAUUCUGCAGCCUUCCUGCUAAAUGAUCAGGAAGAGGAGAAGCGUCUGGAAUGUGGCUACUCAUGCAACCCCCUGGCUGUCGUGGACCUGAUUGUCGACAUCAUGUUCAUCAUCGACAUCAUCAUCAACUUCCGCACCACCUACGUCAACGAGAACGAUGAGGUGGUGAGUCACCCAGCCAAGAUCGCCAUCCACUACUUCAAGGGCUGGUUCCUCAUCGACAUCGUGGCUGCCAUUCCAUUUGAUCUUCUCAUCUUCAGGUCUGGGUCUGACGAGACUACGACGCUCAUUGGGCUCUUGAAAACAGCUCGCCUCCUACGGCUGGUCCGAGUUGCUCGCAAGCUAGAUCGCUACUCGGAGUAUGGGGCUGCAGUGCUCUUUCUGCUCAUGUGCACCUUUGCUCUCAUUGCCCACUGGCUGGCAUGUAUCUGGUAUGCCAUUGGCAACGUGGAGAGACUCUAUAUGGUUCACAAGAUAGGAUGGCUGGACAAUCUAGGAGAUCAGAUCGGAAAGCGAUAUAAUAACAGUGAUGCCUUGUCUGGACCGUCCAUUAAAGACAAGUAUGUGACCGCUCUUUACUUCACAUUCAGCAGCCUCACCAGUGUCGGAUUUGGGAAUGUUUCUCCCAACACCAAUUCUGAGAAAAUCUUCUCCAUCUGUGUCAUGUUGAUUGGAUCUCUGAUGUAUGCCAGUAUUUUUGGGAAUGUCUCUGCGAUCAUCCAGCGAUUAUACUCCGGCACCGCCCGCUACCACACACAGAUGCUCCGAGUGAAAGAAUUUAUCCGCUUCCAUCAGAUUCCCAACCCACUACGGCAAAGACUGGAGGAAUAUUUCCAGCAUGCCUGGUCAUACACCAAUGGGAUUGACAUGAAUGCGGUGCUGAAAGGUUUCCCAGAAUGCCUGCAGGCUGACAUUUGCCUCCACUUGAACAGGAGCCUCCUCCAGAACUGUAAAGUCUUCAGGGGGGCAAGCCCUGGCUGCCUGCGGGCCCUGGCAAUGAAGUUCAAGACCACACAUGCUCCACCUGGUGACACACUGGUCCACUAUGGCGACGUAUUGACUGCUCUCUACUUCAUAUCCCGUGGCUCUAUUGAGAUCCUGCGCAAUGACGUGGUGGUGGCUAUCCUGGGGAAGAAUGACACGUUUGGGGAACCAAUCAGCCUUUAUGCCAGGCCAGGGAAGUCUAACUCUGAUGUACGGGCUCUAACAUACUGUGAUUUACAUCGUAUCCUGCGAGAUGAUCUCCUGGAGGUUCUCGACAUGUACCCCGAUUUCUCCAAUAACUUCUGGACCAAUUUGGAGAUCACGUUCAAUCUCAGAGAUGCAGAUCGGAUUCUCCGCUCACCCCCAAGUGAGGAUUCAGACAAUGGGAAUAGAAGAGUUCGGCGGAGGAAGCAAUCUUUCCGGGAAAGGAGUAACACUGAUGCUUUGAAUAAAGGAGAUCCUGAUGGAGCCAAGGUCCCACUAACAAACCACCGGACUCACACAACCAGGGAGCACUGGGACUACAGCAGCAUGACACCCCGCUCACAGACCAGUGAGGACAACCUCAAAGCUUCAGCCUCCAGUGUUACUGAGAUGAAUAGCAGAGGGCCAGCAACCAAUCUGAACUUUGUUACAUCUGACCCGGUCCCCAUGGAGUACAGGAAAAAAGGCAAUGGAUCCCAUCACUUUACAGGUACUUUUACAAGUGUGUCAAAUAUGUUCAGUUUCUGGGGUGAGAGAAAGGACAGCCAGUUUUCAGAGUUACAAGAACGUUCAAUGUCAGCCCAUGCUAACUUGGGGGCAGCAUCCAGCAUGGAUGACAGGGCGCGGAUGGAGGUGGAAUCUCGGCUGGAGAUGCUCCAUGCACAGCUUAACAGAUUGGAGACCAGGAUGACAGCUGAUAUCAACAUCGUCUUGCAGCUCCUGCAGCGUCAGGCAGUCCCUGUACCUGUUCCCCCAGCUUACAGUGCUGUGUCACCAACAUCUCAUCCCAUUGAUAUGUACUCUCCACUGUCGGCAGAACCUAAAGUGUUGUCCUCUACUCAACCUGCAACUCCACUUUCAGCAGCUCCUCUGGAGACUCCUUACUACUCCAUGGCAGAGAAACCACAGGAGAAAUCCCAGGAAUCCUUGACUGGUGGAGCCCUGCUGAUGAUGGCACCAGACCAAAGUCUGACCCUCAACCUUCCACCAGGUCAACAAACCUCCCCUCCUCUGGCAGCAACUUUUCCCUCAUCCCCUUGCUUUAGCCCAUCUCGCUUUCCUUCUCUCCCAGAGCAUUUGGAAAGCUCCAGCACAGAUACAGACAUUAAGAGACAUGUGUCAGACCCAGUCCUGCCAGGCAGUUAAGGCCUCAUCGCGACUUGGCAGGAACAUUACUUCGCUCCGUCCUGUUUUUGCAGAGAACAGUGCUGCCUCGGGGGACCAUCCUGGACUUGGUUUUAAGCCGCAACUGGGAAAUCUGGCAGGAUUGUUUUGCGCAGCCUGCUGCACAAUCUCAAACAAUUCUGGUUAUGUACGAAUUAGACAAGACAAAGCAGAAACAGAGCAAACCCAUCAGCUUGUCAUCAAUUUUAUCACUUUAAAGUAUUCAUCAUUAUCCACAGGAAAUGAAAGCAAAAGCCAUUCAGUGAACCAUCUCAGGAUAUACCAAAAACAUUGUCCGCACAGGUCUGAGUAUAGAUGGCAACAGUUUUCAAUGGAUUAGGCAACAAUGGAACAAUGAAACAAUGAAAAGUGGUACAUUGGAGCUUUACUCCAUCUAACCCUGCGUGGUACCUGCACUGGACGUGUUUGCUAGACACUGUGUUGAGGGAGCUUUACUUUGUAUUUAACCCUGCACUGUACCCUCCCUUGGACUGUUUGACGGGGAGUGUAGUGGAGUUCUCUAUAACCCUGGAUUGUAAAUUGAAUUUUCCUCUCCAUUUGUGCUGGAAGGGUCAUCUUUACCUUAGAGAAUACGUAAAACAGGCUGUAGUGA
Messenger RNA from Rhincodon typus (whale shark), 4086 nucleotides. RefSeq names its product potassium voltage-gated channel, subfamily H (eag-related), member 6a (gene kcnh6a). Lineage: Eukaryota; Metazoa; Chordata; Chondrichthyes; Orectolobiformes; Rhincodontidae. Gene Ontology annotation, biological process: potassium ion transmembrane transport; membrane repolarization during action potential; regulation of ventricular cardiac muscle cell membrane repolarization. Gene Ontology annotation, cellular component: membrane. Bases 21 to 3455 code for a protein of 1144 amino acids. The transcript has 14 exons. Gene Ontology annotation, molecular function: inward rectifier potassium channel activity. The record is from RefSeq and is a predicted model, not a curated record.